GCUUGGGAGCCGCGCUGACAGCGGGCGACGGGCAGCGCCCCGGGUCUGAGGCGCCGCGGCUCGCAGCGAGAGCGACGGGCGCUGCCCAUGGGCCGGGCCCGGGGUCCUAGCGCGCCGGGAGCCGGCAGGCAUGCCCCGGACACUGAGCGCCUCCGACAUGGUCACCCCAGGCAGCCUUGGCCCACCCCCCACGGAGCCCACGGAUGGCGAGCAGGCCGGACAGCCCCUCCUGGAUGGAGCUCCCUCCUCAGCUUCCCUGGACACCCUCAUCCAGCACCUGGUGCCCACGACUGACUACUACCCCGAGAAAGCCUACAUCUUCACCUUCCUUCUGAGCUCCCGCCUCUUCAUCGAGCCCCGGGAGCUCCUGGCCCGGGUCUGCCACCUGUGCAUUGAGCAGCAGCAGCUGGACCAGCCGGUGCUGGACAAGGCCCGGGUCCGGAAGUUUGGCCCAAAACUCCUCCAGUUGUUGGCCGAAUGGACGGAGACAUUCCCGCGGGACUUCCAGGAGGAGUCGACCAUCGGGCACCUGAAGGACGUGAUGGGCCGCAUCGCCCCCUGUGACGAGGCGUACCGGAAGACGAUGCAUCAACUCCUUCAAGCUCUGCACCAGAAGCUGGCAGCUCAGGGCCAGGGCCCGGAAGGCCUGCUGGGGGCCGACAAGCCCAUCUCCUACAGGACCAAGCCACCGGCAUCCAUCCACAGGGAGCUCCUCGGCGUCUGCAGUGACCCCUACACUCUGGCCCAGCAGCUGACCCACGUGGAGCUGGAACGCCUACGACACAUCGGGCCUGAGGAGUUUGUCCAGGCUUUUGUGAACAAGGAUCCUUUGGCCAGCACAAAGCCUUGUUUCAGUGACAAGACCAACAAUCUGGAGGCUUAUGUGAAAUGGUUCAACAGAUUGUGCUACCUCGUGGCGACUGAGAUCUGCAUGCCGGCCAAGAAGAAGCAGAGGGCCCAGGUGGUGGAGUUCUUCAUUGACGUGGCCCGUGAGUGCUUCAACAUUGGCAACUUCAACUCUCUGAUGGCCAUUAUCUCCGGCAUGAACAUGAGCCCUGUCUCCAGGCUGAAGAAGACCUGGGCCAAAGUGAAGACAGCCAAGUUUUUCAUCCUUGAGCACCAGAUGGACCCGACAGGGAAUUUCUGCAACUACAGGACAGCCCUGCGGGGGGCAGCCCACCGCUCCCUGACUGCCCACAGCAGCCGGGAGAAGAUCGUCAUUCCCUUCUUCAGCCUGCUCAUCAAAGACAUCUACUUCCUGAACGAGGGCUGUGCCAACCGCCUCCCCAAUGGACAUGUCAACUUUGAGAAAUUUCUGGAGCUGGCCAAGCAGGUUGGAGAGUUCAUCACGUGGAAACAAGUGGAAUGUCCCUUUGAGCAAGACCCCAGCAUCACCCACUACCUGCACACCGCCCCUAUCUUCAGCGAGGAUGGUCUUUAUUUGGCUUCUUAUGAAAGUGAGAGCCCAGAGAACCAAACAGAAAAAGAGAGGUGGAAAUCUCUAAGAUCUUCUAUUUUGGGGAAGACGUGAGAAGCGCUGAGCAGG
This is a messenger RNA of Prionailurus viverrinus (fishing cat), 1546 nucleotides long. It is a transcript of the gene RASGEF1C, whose product is annotated as RasGEF domain family member 1C. Gene Ontology annotation, biological process: Ras protein signal transduction; positive regulation of GTPase activity. Gene Ontology annotation, molecular function: guanyl-nucleotide exchange factor activity. The transcript is spliced from 14 exons. The record is from RefSeq and is a predicted model, not a curated record. NCBI's taxonomy places the organism in Eukaryota, Metazoa, Chordata, Mammalia, Carnivora, Felidae. Gene Ontology annotation, cellular component: plasma membrane. Bases 131 to 1531 code for a protein of 466 amino acids.